CGACUUUAUUGGAGAAUGUUAUGUUUCACAAUCUUGUGAACCAUGUUUGAAAACAGGAACAUCAAAAGCAGCUAGAUUGUUUUGCAAGGAUUGUCAAGAGUUUUUAUGUGAAACGUGCAGAAAUCCACACAUCGCAUAUAAAUCUGGACAACAUGGAAUGGUCAUUAUUCAAGAAAGCGAGCCAUCUCAUGUCGCCUUGGACAUGAAAGGAAUGGACAUUUGUAAUGACCAUGGAAAGGCAUUCGAGUUUUUCUGCGAAGACCAUUUAAAACUAUGCUGUACCAUCUGUGUUAUCACACACCGAAGAUGUGACGAAUUGGAUGAAAUAUCCACUAUUUCUUCACGAAAAUUAGCAGAGCUAGAUACUUUAAAACAGUGCUUGUUAAAGUUGGAAGCCGAUACUGACGCUUAUGUAAUUGAAUGCAAGCAAUCGGAGAAACAAUUGACUGAAUCAUUUAGAGACAUAUCUAAAGAAGUAGAAUAUUUAGGAGAUCGUUGCAUUAAACAGAUUGAAGAGGCUAAACGUUCAUUUAUGACUAAGGCAAAUGCUUUGAAGAAUGAAGAGGUUAACCGACUUAACGACAAGCAUGCUGCUAAUACAAAAGUUAAGGACGAAAUUAAUGACAUUUUGUCGAUGUUCUCUGCUAUAUCAAAACAAGGUACAUUCCAGCAAAAGUGUAUAUUUUCUAAACAGAUUGAAGAGAAAUAUAAAACGAUCGUAUCCGACAUUAACGAACAACGAACAAUGCACGUUUCCAAAAAAGUGACAUUGUCUUAUCCAAAAGAGCUUUCGUCGUUUCUUGAAAUGGGGGAGAAUAUUGUGAAAGUGAAAUUGGAACGAACAGAUGCUGCUAAUGGGUUGUGUUGCAAACUGGAAGUCCCUUGUCCGGAGAUCCGACCAAUGGUGCAGUUCCGUGAACUGGAGGUGGAACGGAACGCUGUAAAACUUAUUAAGAAGCUUGGCAAUGGGCAAUUCGGAGACGUGUGGGCAGGUAAAUGGCGUAACACAGUAGAUGUUGCGGUAAAAACACUACUCAUGCCUGGACUGCUGACGCCAGAAGCUUUCCUGGAGGAGGCCAAACUCAUGCAUCUUCUGCGUCAUCAGAAGAUUGUCCAGUUGAUUGCCGUCCGCACGACGACGGAGCCGAUCUGGAUCAUCAGAGAGCUAUUGGUGAAUGGUGCACUUAAAGAUUACCUGCGGAAGGACGAGGGCAGGACAAUCACAUUUAAUAUCAUUGCUGACAUGGCUGGACAGAUUGCUGAAGGCAUGGUAUAUUUGGGGUCUGAGAACUGUGUACACCGCGACCUUCGUGCACAUAAUAUUCUGGUUGGGGAGCACCAUGAGGUCAAGAUCGCAGACUUCAGUUUCGCUCGAAUCAUUCAGGAAGAUAUCUAUAUUGCACCAGACAACGAUAGGUGUGCUAUUAAAUGGACUGCCCCCGAGGCUGCAUUUGAUAACACGUUCAGUAUCAAGUCAGAUGUCUGGUCAUAUGGUGUUCUACUGUAUGAGUUAAUCACCUUUGGCCGUGAUCCAUAUCCAGGUAUGAAAGGUCGCGAUGUGAUAUUCCGGGUCGAUAAGGGCUUCCGCAUGCCCCGUCCCACAGGUGGCCCUGUUGCCUGUCCUGAACCCUACUACGAGCACAUGCUGAAGUGCUGGAAGCAAUGGCCCGAGGCCAGACCGACCUUCGCUUACCUUCAGGACUUCUUCAACAACUUCAUGGUGUCCACUGAAGGGAAAUAUAAACCUAUAGAUUAG
Molecule: messenger RNA, 1756 nt
Organism: Dreissena polymorpha
Lineage: Eukaryota; Metazoa; Mollusca; Bivalvia; Myida; Dreissenidae
Product: tyrosine-protein kinase SRK3-like
Exons: 6
Coding region: 158-1756 (532 amino acids)
Biological process (GO): innate immune response; protein phosphorylation; cell differentiation
Cellular component (GO): extrinsic component of cytoplasmic side of plasma membrane
Molecular function (GO): non-membrane spanning protein tyrosine kinase activity; ATP binding; signaling receptor binding
Source: RefSeq, a predicted model, not a curated record